Molecule: messenger RNA, 1590 nt
Organism: Oncorhynchus masou masou (cherry salmon)
Lineage: Eukaryota; Metazoa; Chordata; Actinopteri; Salmoniformes; Salmonidae
Product: organic solute transporter subunit alpha-like
Exons: 8
Coding region: 423-1421 (332 amino acids)
Biological process (GO): transport
Cellular component (GO): membrane
Molecular function (GO): transporter activity
Source: RefSeq, a predicted model, not a curated record
CCAAUCAAAGUUCAUUCUCCUGAAAUGUAAAUGUGUGCUGAAUCAAAUCAAAUCUAUGGGAAAGUAAUUCCACUGAGAGUUACAGGAGCCUAAUGUGGGUCAUUGGGCUCCCCUUGAUAAGGAAGGUUGCUCAAUAAAUACAGUAGUUCUAAGAUUUGAAUGAAAUACAGUUAUCUGCCAUUCUCUAUGCGAAGGUGGUCUCAUUGACUCGUUGGAAAAUCGGCAGAUUUCACUGAGCAAACAACUUACUCAUCAUCAGUCAGAAGUUAAUUGCGGGGGAAAGUUCAAUAUCUAUUGCUGCCUGCUUCCUCACUCCUCAUAUAACUGCAGUCAGUGGGCAAGAGAUACAUCACUGGUAGUUUAUUUUCUGCAUAUUCUCACAACCUGGCUGUAAGUCCUUACAUUACCGACUUCAACUGACUAUGGACAUGGAAGAGGCUCUCAACAGCACCAUCCAUCCAAGCUGUUUAGAAGAACCUCCGCUGGCUAUCGAUGUCAUAAAGCAGCUGGAUGUCUUUGGUGUGGCUCUGUACUCCAUGCUGACCCUCAUGUCUACGCUGUCCCUACUGCUCUACCUGGAGGAGUGUGUGUUUAUCUAUAGAAAAGUCCCAUCUCCUAAGAAGACAACUAUUAUGUGGGUCAAUGGUGCUGCACCGGUCAUUGCCACCAUGGCUUGUUUUGGGAUGUGGAUACCAAGGGCUACCAUGUUUACAGAUAUGACGUCCAAUUCGUACUUUGCAGUGGUGGUGUAUAAGAUCUUGGUUCUGAUGAUAGAGGAGAGUGGGGGUAGUGAGGCCUUUCUGAAGAGCAAUGCCCAGAAAACCUUCAAGAUCAGUGUAGGACCCUGCUGCUGCUGCUGUCCCUGCUUGCCACGCGUUCCAGUCACACGGUACAUGUUAUUCUUGCUGAAGCUGGGGGCUCUUCAGUAUGCUAUCUUAAAGACAGUCCUCUCAAUUGUGUCCAUAAUAUUGUGGACCAACGGCAACUUUGAUCUUUCUGAUCUGGAGAUCACAGGCACGGCUAUUUGGAUCAACCCAUUUAUAGGUGUUCUCACCAUCAUCUCCCUCUGGCCUGUCGCCAUCAUGUUCAUGAACAUAUGCAACACACUGCGCAGCAUCAGGAUCAUACCUAAAUAUGCCAUGUACCAGUUGGUGCUGGUGCUCAGUCAGCUGCAGACGGCCAUCAUUAACAUCCUGGCCUUGGAUGGAACCAUCGCCUGCUCCCCGCCAUUCUCCUCUAGUGCCCGUGGUACCAUGUUGAGUCAGCAGCUAAUGAUCUUGGAAAUGUUCAUCAUUACCCUGGUGACACGGGCGUUGUACCGCCGUACCUAUGACUCUCUUCCCACCGACCCCCACGAGACCGACAACGACCAGAACAGCAAGAUCAGCCUGCAGGCCCCAGAGGGGGAGCACACUGUCUGAGAGAUUGGGGUUGAGUGAGAGGGAGAGUGGUGGUGUGUGUGUGUGCGUGUGUGCGUUAAAGAAAGAGAGAGGGACUCUCUACCAAACAUUUACACUAUUGUUUUACUUGUAUAUUAAUUUUGUUUUGAUGGUGUGAUACUGUAUAUUCUGCUGUUCUAGUUGUUGGUUA